AUAACCCGCAGGCCGAUUAUUCGUUUAAAAAUGACGCACCCUGGGCACCAGCAUUUCUAUCUGGAAUAACGAAACCGACGUCGCAUUUAUUCGGUUCGGCCGGAGUUUCAAGCCUUUACAAUUGUGCUGUGUUGGAUCAAAUAAUUUACGAGCUUCCGGUCUCCUUUGACUCGAAAGGGGGAUAGUUUUUAGAGCUCGGAGAGUUUGAAUCGUAGUAGCUAUUUUGUUUACGCAAACACACACAUUUGUUUCUUGCUUUGGGAAUUAAAAUUGGUAAGAAUCGAUACGUAGAAUAGGUUAUCUUGUCAACCUGGCUGAUAACGAGGCAUUUAAAUUUAAAUCGCGUGCGAUAGGCAUGAAAUUGAUCUCGAUCAGUGAGGAUUUUUUUCAAGUACUUUUGAGAUAGUCGUGAAUAUUUUGCCACAGGGUGCUCAUAUUUGUAUUUUUUUUUUUUGUUAACAAGAACUGUUACGUGCGAAUUCCUAGGUUCUUUAGAACCUAAUGAAUGUUUUCCCUUGGCGAGGAUUACCUCGAGAGUUGGGAAAAAAAGAAAUGGGUGCCGAGGUCGUAUAAAAAUUCACUAAUACCGUUGCGACUGCAGUUCUAUUUCCAGAGAGCGUCCAAAAACGCAUUACCGAUCCGAUCCGCUGUACAGAUAGCGUUGCGAAUAUUGUCCAAUCGUAAUGUCGUACGUACUGUACUUGUCGCUCUCGCAUUGCGCGUGUUACUGUAAGUACUGAGUGAGCCACGAAAUGGACGUACGUAUUUACUACCAUUAACCAGAUCUACCUUGUUAAUUCUAUGACAUGUCACCCAAGCGAAAAACCCUAGGUGCCGAUCGUUCCGAUUCUCUGCGAUCUCACAUGGAAAGUAAUAAUUUUCUAAUGCAGGGACUUUGAAUAGUUUCCAAGUGCUGCAGUAUUACAUCUUGGAGCCAUCUUAAAGAGUUCGCUUACUGCGAUACCUGUGAAAUGUUUCCAGACUUUGUAUUAGAGAAGUUAUAUUUUCUCUGGAUCGGAGAAUCGAGACCUGCCACCUAAGGCUGGAGAAAUUUCAUUUCUUUUUCCCCAGACCCUCGAGAGGCCUGUUCUAGCGCGCUUUUUGGUGAGUAGAGUCACGACAUCGUCGCUUGACACAAAUCAAUUUAAUACACCGUCCUUAUCGAGUCGCUCUCACCGAUUCGUUGCAAUUGAUCGCCGAUCACUUGGGGAUUCUUAGGACCGGGUCGAUCCGUGAGUAUGUGUGCUGGACUGUAGCUUAUCUAUUCCGGGAUGAUCAUGUGGGUUGUGGAAUAAAAUAGGAAACAUCGAUUCGUAAGUAAGACUCGCAUUCGCAAAUUGCCAAAAGAAUCGAUUCUUGGCGCCUUAGUGUUAAUUCACAUUAAUCUGUAACAAUUAAAUGGAUCCUGUUCGGUAGAAAAUUGUGUAUAAUAAAUACUUGCUCACACCUCAUAAUUAUGUCUCAGGAAAAUCAGUGCCAAGAAUCACUCGAAAGAGCGACAAACAACUACUAGGUUUAUUUGACCCCUUGCCAAUGGUUUCAAAUUUCGCUGUCAUUGUUUCCUUUCUAUUUUCCUUUUACUUUCAAAUAAAUGCUAUCGUGAAAUUUCUAAUAUUUGUACAUAGACAUAUAUUGUCAUUUAUAGCUGCGACUUCUGUAAUUCCUCGGCACAAUUCAAUUUUGUUGCAAGUUACCACCAUUUAGAUUGUUUGAUUUGCUGCGGUUACAUAACCUAGACAAGUAGCUGUUAUAUAAUUUGACAAGUACACGGAAGAUUCGGUCUCAUUUUCAACGUAACUUCUAAUCGGCAUAUCUGAUUCCUUUAAUUUUCAUUCUCUCUUACGUUUCUCCUGUCCUUUUGGCAAAAAGUGUUUUCAGUUGCUUUGCAUGCCACUCGAAUGCAUCGAAUAACCUCUCGGGACAUCUUUCCAAGUACUCUCUUCUCGUUCCGAUCUGCCAAGUAAAUUAAAACGAUCCCACUGUGUUUAAUUCUAAGCUACCCUUACGCUGCAAGGUUACCACAUUCUGGAUUAAUUGUUUUCUUUUUAUUCUUAUAGCAACAAUCAGAUAGACAGAUACGUUCACCGAGAGUAAAAUUUGAAAGGGAUGUCUCUUUCCCUGCAUCACUGUUGCUCCAUCCAUGCAGACCGAUGUUAUAGCAUUUCCUUAGCUCGUACUUUCGUGUCUUAAAUAUCUAUAAAACAAUAUUAAUAUUUACAAACAAUAGUAAUAUUUUAGAAUGGAAACUAAUUGCCAUCAGGUCGUCUCCUUGCAGCGUAACAGUGGAUAGUCCCCUCCAUCUCUUUGCUACACUUUGAUCCCUAAAGUAAAGAAGAGAGAAGUGAAUUUUGGCAAUUUGUGACUGGUCCGAGAAAGAGAGCACGACGAGAGUAAAAAAAAGAAAAAAGAAAAGAAACGUAAGGAGCGAGUGAGAGUAAGCGAGAAAGGCGACGAGAAUUAAUGCGAGAUCGACGAGUGGCCAGUGACGUUUCGAAAAGCUUACCACGUCGGCGUUUUGUCGCAUGGACCUGGGAGAAUGCCCCCAGAUUCACGACUUGGCCCUCCGGGCUGACUAUGAGGCCGCCCAGAAGAAGAAGGACCACUUCUAUGACAUCGACGCCAUGGAGCAUUUGCAGAACUUCAUAGCGGACUGCGACCGGCGCACGGAACAGGCGAAACAACGACUCGCGGAGACGCAGGAGGAGCUGAGUGCCGAGGUCGCUGCCAAGGCAAAUAACGUCCACGUGCUCGCCGAGGAGAUCGGUAAGAAGCUGGCCAAGGCCGAGCAGCUAGGCGAGGAGGGCUUCGUCGAGGAGUCGAUGAAGCUUAUGGGGGAGAUCGACGAGCUGCGCAAACGUAAGAACGAGGCCGAGCAGGAGUAUCGCAACAGCAUGCCCGCCUCGAGUUACCAGCAACAGAAGCUACGGGUUUGCGAGGUCUGCAGCGCCUACCUCGGGAUCCACGACAACGACCGCCGGCUGGCCGACCAUUUCGGGGGUAAGCUCCAUCUGGGCUUCAUCAAGAUCCGGGAGAAGCUGGCCGAGCUCGAGAAGACCGUCGAGGAACGGCGCAGGGAGAAGAGGGAGUCGCUGAUGGACAGGGACAGGCAGCGCGACCGGGAGCGAGAGGACAGAGAGAGGGACAGGGACAGGGACCGAGAUCGGGACCGGGACCGCAGCCGCAGCGGGACCUACAGGGAGCGGGACCGGGACAGGGACAGGGACAGAGACAGGGACCGGGAGAGGGACAGGGACAGGGAGAGGGACCGGGAGAGAGAGCGCAGGGACAGGGACAGGAGGAGGUCCAGGUCAAGGAGCCGCAGCAGAGGGAAAAGGUCCAGGCGUUCCAGGAGCGGAAGCCGUGGUCGCAGAUCUCGGUCUCGUCGCAGCGGAUCAACCGAUCGUAAGAGAUAAAAUACAAAGUCAUUGUCGAGGUCGGUCACAGACUGUUCGCCGCCACCCGGGCAAUCGACACGUACACUCGCCGAUGGAUAAGCACGGGGAAACUAUCCUCCAUGGUACUCGUUUCGUCGUGUGUACCUCGCACUGACGCGCCUAUCCACUAUUGUUACAGGACACUCGCAUGUCGCAUACUCGAUUACAAUUUUUUUUUUUUUUAACAUUUACACGACACUUUGUUAGACCUUUUACCCGGGGCGGAAACGACCGCACACGGGACAGGCGAACAUCCGGUAGUUAUUUCAGCUAUUCUCUAUUCGCAAACGCCUUCGGGUUGUAAUCGCGACGUUUAAUAUUUCUUUCUCUGGUAGUUCUGGAAAAUCAAUGUGUUGUCAAUAUUUUUUGUCAGGUGGUGAUUGACCCUUUGCAUUGUUAACAUACGUACGCGAGUACGUAUGAGUACGUAGAGGUAGUUAUUGCUGGGAAGGACACUAUUCGGAGCGCAGUAAUGACGUUUCUAUUACCGAGUCCUGAGGGACGUUAUACGAUUUCUCCUCGUGUUUGUAUUCGAGUAUUUCUUAUAUAAAUAUUCUUAUAUAAAUAUUACGUUGCCCUUUGGGUCUUGGAUUGAAUUGAAAAUUAUUUUUAAAGUGCGUCCAGCGGUGCGAGGAAUAUUCAUAGGACGAGUGUGCACGUGUCGAGGACCGAGGGCGCAUUUAAUUAUCAGAACGGUCCUGAGACUAAUUAACUGCAUCUGUUUUAACGAUUUUAACGAGGUCGAUUGUUUCCCGUUGGCAUCGAAUCGUGUGAAAGAAAAAAAAAAAGUCUACUUUGAUAUCCUUAUCCGCACACAGACGUCUCCAAUUAAUUGACUAUAGUGGCGGGGCUGGGGGAAAAAAAAAAGAAAAGAAAAGGAAAUGAUAAGGAGAAAGCCCAAAUUUUCUCACGACUGUUAAUCAAAGUCGAAAGUGCUCGGGUAUUUUUUUCUUGCGGUCAUUGUUUUUCUUUCUCUCUCUCUCUCCUUUCUUCCCCCGUUUUUUAUUAUCAUUAUCCGUAUUCCAACUUUCCCUCGUACGAAAGAUAAGCUAAUAUCGGAUGUAAAUAAGUGUAAUUUUUGAUCCUCAUCUACCUUUGGAAGCAACUGCAUUACGAUAUUUAUGGUAAGGUCUAGUUAAUUAUAGAUAUUGUACGACUGUACCAGGAAUACUUAAUAAAAGGCGUAUUUCAAGACCAUUA
Molecule: messenger RNA, 4634 nt
Organism: Orussus abietinus
Lineage: Eukaryota; Metazoa; Arthropoda; Insecta; Hymenoptera; Orussidae
Product: putative RNA-binding protein Luc7-like 2
Exons: 4
Coding region: 2523-3413 (296 amino acids)
Biological process (GO): mRNA splice site recognition
Cellular component (GO): U2-type prespliceosome; U1 snRNP
Molecular function (GO): mRNA binding
Source: RefSeq, a predicted model, not a curated record